CUGCGGGUAUAUUGAGAUCCACUCGCUGGAUAUCGGCGAACGUAUUUGGGAGCGAGACGUGGAGGUGCGGGUACGCAGUCAUCCAGGGCCACUUUUUAGUUGUGGAUUGUAUGAAGAAUCGCAUAGCCUUGACGCAUUCUGCUUCCAUUUCUUGCUUCAGGUGGCGGCAUGAUAGGAAUAAGCCUCAGGCGUCGGAAGCUGGUCCCUGGCGAGGCAAAGGCGGCGAGUACCUGGCCCAUUGGAAGGCACCCGCCCAUGCCUAGCAAUAUCCCACCCUUUCUCGCUGCUAGCCAAGCUGCGCAAUGCAAUAUACAGCUACUGCACAGUGACGUUCGGGGCAACUACCAAAGAAUGGGAAACGUUCGGAUUGGCGGAGCCGAUACCCGACGAGAAGAGUCUGGCAGCGGGGCAAAGUUCCAGUUCCACUCACAUCGUCGUCACAACCAGGACCAGACGGUAACGCGCUCACCCCAUUGCCGCAGCCAGGAGCCAGUGACUUCCCAGGCUCCAGGGACAAGCAGCCACGACGCAGGCGCGCCCGACCGCGCAAAGGCCGGGGCGAGGACGGCGGUAGCAGCAGCGGCAACACCCCCACGAAACCCUUAUAGUUCCAGGCGUCCUGAUCUUCAAUCUCUGGAAAGUCAUCCCCCAUCCUGACGCGCUCCAGCGCGCUCACCCGACGUAACAA
Molecule: messenger RNA, 688 nt
Organism: Trematosphaeria pertusa
Lineage: Eukaryota; Fungi; Ascomycota; Dothideomycetes; Pleosporales; Trematosphaeriaceae
Exons: 1
Coding region: 169-657 (162 amino acids)
Source: RefSeq, a predicted model, not a curated record